Molecule: messenger RNA, 1053 nt
Organism: Phycodurus eques (leafy seadragon)
Lineage: Eukaryota; Metazoa; Chordata; Actinopteri; Syngnathiformes; Syngnathidae
Product: aquaporin AQPAe.a-like
Biological process (GO): transmembrane transport
Cellular component (GO): plasma membrane
Molecular function (GO): water channel activity
Source: RefSeq, a predicted model, not a curated record
AUGUGCGCAUACACACUUUACAGAUUGAGGUUUACGAUAAGGAGAGAGGUGAAGGUGGGUGGUGUGGGAGGAGGCUGGGCUCAUCAGAGGACAUCUCCGAUUCGAACAAGGGAUGGAGCGGUGUCCCUGAACGCCUCACCACCUGACAGACGGACGGGUGCCACCGAAGGACGGAGCGACCUCCUGACCGCAGCUGUUGAGACACUCUGUGAGUGUAAAAUGACGUGGCAUGAGGAGCUACGCAGCCGUCAGUUCUGGCGAGCCAUGAUGGCGGAGCUGAUCGGCACGCUGGUGCUGGUGAGCGCUGUGCUGGGCGCUUCUGUACCGGGCCCUGGGGAGGCCCCCGGGGGCCCUUUGUACCCGGCGGUGGCAGUCGGCGCGGUGAUUGUCGCACUGGGACACUGUUUUGGGGAAAUAAGCGGCGCACAGGUCAACCCUGCAGUUACUUUGUCCCUGCUGGCCACGAGGAGGCUAGAUGCCCUGAGGGCUCUCGUUUAUAUCACCGCCCAGUGUUUGGGGGCUUCGUUGGGGGCCGGGGCCCUGUACUUGGCUUUGCCUCUCAAAAGCACAGCAGACUACUUCGUCAACAGGGUGCCCAUUGAGUUGAACGCAGUGCAGGCCCUUGGCAUCGAGGUCUUAUGCACCUUCCAGUUGGUUUUCACUGUUUUCUCAGUUGAGGCCCAACGACGGAGGGAAAGCCAAGAACCAGGAAAUCUGGCUAUUGGACUGGCACACACUGCUGGAGUGUUGAUAGGGGCUCGGUUCUCCGGUGCCAGUAUGAACCCUGCGCGCUCUCUGGGUCCGGCCAUCAUCACAGGAUUUUGGGAAAACCAUUGGGUGUACUGGAUCGGACCGGUCAUCGGGGCAGUACUGGCCGGUGUGUCCCACGAGUUCUUCUUUGCACAGAGCGCCUCCCGCCAGAAGCUGGUGGCGUGUCUAACGUGCAAGGACAUCGAGAUCGUGGAGACGACCAGCAUGACCGGCUCGUCCCUGUCCACGGUCACUCAGCACGCCGCCAGAGCCAAACAGGCCCACAAACAAGACAACAACUGA